AUGCUCGUUGAUGCCGUGGAAUAUGGAAACACCGUGGUACAGUACGCCAUUGGACUUCAAAACACACAGAGUUCGAAGCGUCGCCGAGAUGAGGUGGACUCUGGCAGCGACAGCAAGUGUGGGGGUGUGGCCCUGCCCUCGAAAUUACUACGCGUGUCAGGCAGCAAGAAACGUGCACGAAACGACGAUACCGGCAGUGAAGACGAGGAUUACUCAAAGCCGUUGAAAAAAGUGCGAAUGACGGCGACCAAAAAGCGUACUCGAGAUGGGAUGGAAGACUCUGGUGACGACGGACAAACAUGGAGGUCCUCCAAGAAAGCUCGGCUGGGAGGAGAGAAGGUGGAAUUUGCCAAAGUAUUCAAAGAACUCGAUGCUUUCAUAAAGACCUCCGUCAAAGGAUCAAAAUAG
Molecule: messenger RNA, 408 nt
Organism: Exophiala mesophila
Lineage: Eukaryota; Fungi; Ascomycota; Eurotiomycetes; Chaetothyriales; Herpotrichiellaceae
Exons: 4
Coding region: 1-408 (135 amino acids)
Source: RefSeq, a predicted model, not a curated record